Molecule: messenger RNA, 1978 nt
Organism: Bufo bufo (common toad)
Lineage: Eukaryota; Metazoa; Chordata; Amphibia; Anura; Bufonidae
Gene: YTHDF2
Product: YTH N6-methyladenosine RNA binding protein 2
Exons: 5
Coding region: 16-1668 (550 amino acids)
Biological process (GO): mRNA destabilization
Cellular component (GO): cytoplasm
Molecular function (GO): N6-methyladenosine-containing RNA reader activity; mRNA binding
Source: RefSeq, a predicted model, not a curated record
GUGCCCUUACUCAACAUGGCCACCACAGAAUCGAAAUACGUCGAAGAUGGCGCAUCUGCAAACGCGCCACAGUCCCCGCCCCUUUCCUGCUUUCAGGGCGCGCUCCAGCUGCAUCUCCCGGAUCGAUUCUCCGACGACGACAUGUCUGCCAGUAGUCUCCUGGAGCCGAGACCCAAGGGGCAAGGAAACAAAGUACAACAUGGAUCUGUUCAUCAGAAAGAUGGAGUAAAUGAUGAUGAGUUUGAGCCCUAUCUGCAUACACAAGAGCGCCAGAGUAAUGGAUACACUGCCUUGUCAGAUUCUUACCUUCCCAGUUACUACAGUCCAUCCAUUGGAUUCUCUUAUUCUCUGGGUGAUGCCGCCUGGUCUACUGGAGGGGACCCAACACCCACUAUGCCUUUUCUUGCUUCCUAUGGUCAAUUAGGUAGUGGUGAGCCACACUUUUUGCCAGAUGCAAUGUUUGGACCUCUAGGAAGUGCUCCUUUCUUGGGACAACCUGGAUUCAACUUUUUUCCAAGUGGCAUGGACUUUUCUGCCUGGGGCAGUGGAGGAAGUUCUCCAGGUGCAUCUGCCCCUAGCUCUGGCUAUGGUGGUAGUUAUGCAUAUGCUCCCAGCAGCUUGGGAGGAGCGGUUUUGGAUGGCCCAGCAAGUUUUGGUGGUGGUAAAGCUGUAGGCAGUCUAGAGCAAAGUAUGGGAGCUUUAAAAUUGGGAGAAGGAAAUAGUAUUAAAACUGGUGUGACCAGUUUGCCCCCUGCAACUAUUGCUCCACCAAAACAGGCAUCCUGGGCGGACAUUGCCAGCAAACCUGCCAAGCCAAGCAUUGGAAAGGCCCUUCCUCCACCAGUUAAGCAAAACAUGGAAAUUGGAACUUGGGACAACAAAGUACCCACAGCCAACCUUUGCCAGCUACCUUCACCUCCAGUCCUUCAGCAGCCAACUUCUAUUAUAUCCUCUUCGUCACACGCUCCAGCUCGUUGGUCAGCACCUCGUAGCCGUGGUUCAGAGCAAGCCCUUGUAUCACACACCUCAACAGACCCCCAUCCUGUCCUGGAGAAACUAAGAUCCCUUAAUAACUAUAACCCAAAGGACUUUGACUGCAACCCAAAAUUUGGCCGAGUGUUUAUUGUGAAGAGUUACUCAGAAGAUGACAUUCACCGUUCUAUCAAGUACAAUAUAUGGUGUUCUACAGAACAUGGUAAUAAACGUCUGGACGCUGCUUAUCGCUCCCUGAAUGGUAAAGGUCCUGUCUAUUUACUUUUCAGUGUUAAUGGAAGUGGUCACUUUUGUGGGGUGGCAGAAAUGCGAUCUGCUGUGGACUAUAAUACUUGUGCAGGUGUGUGGUCUCAGGACAAGUGGAAGGGCCGAUUUGAUGUCCGUUGGGUGUUUGUGAAGGAUGUACCCAAUGGUCAAUUACGACACAUCCGGCUAGAGAACAAUGAGAAUAAGCCGGUUACCAACUCUCGAGACACACAGGAGGUACCUCUAGAAAAGGCCCGUCAGGUACUGCGAAUCAUAGCUAGCUAUAAGCAUACCACCUCCAUAUUUGAUGACUUUUCACAUUAUGAGAAGAGGCAAGAGGAAGAGGAUAGUACCAAGAAGGAUUCUCAUACAGGAUUUAUUCUCUACUCUUUAUGUGGAACCGAAAGAGCUAAGCAAGCAAAUGUGUGAUGAAAGUGUCAAGAACAUACAAAGACUCGGGGUCAAUGCCUCUGAAUUGUACCCCUUUCGCCAUUUUUCAGGGAUUACGAUAAUAUUGGAUUUAAUGCUGGGUUGCCGAUCAGGACUGGAUUUGUUCAGAAAAUCCUAUGUUCAUUUAUUUGUGUCUUUUAUAUUUUAGGCAGAAGCCGAAGUUUAAUUUUUUGACAGUGUGGCAGAAGUCUUGCUUCUUCUUUUCUUUUGCACCCCCUGGCCGCACCCAGUAUGUAUGUGUUUUGAGCGUACAUGUUUUGUUUGUGUUUAAAGGGGUCGUCCAUCAACC